CGCCAGUAGACACAGAAGAAUAUCAGUCAAGAUACCGAGAAAUUACACAAGAGUACAAAAUAAUAUCCAAUACCGGCAAUACGAAGUGACAGCAAGGUUGUUUAAGCUUAGAUAUUAUAUAUGAUAAGCGGCCCGUGAGAAGUGACCCGUGAAAGUAGCGCUGUCCUACCUUUCGAAAGCAAUUCGGCCAAUAGCAAAGAAGUCUGAAAAUAACCUGUAUCUGAGAAGGGUGGAUACCGCUACUUAUACUUAUGUAAGCACUGACAUGGGGGAGCUGGAAGUUGCGACUGCGCGUGCCGAGACGUACGUAACCAUCUUCAUCUUCAGCCUUACCAAAAUACAAUUGAACAAAGAGGCAAACUUAUGCAGAGCUUCUACGUGGUGCAGAAGACGUGCUUGUUACCGAGACUUGCCGUUUCUGAUAGCUCUAUAUAAACAGUCUCUGUCGAUUCUUUCUCUCCCUUACAACUAAUAAUCGCACACGAACGCGGAUUGCAGAGUCGGAUCAGCCCGGUUUUAGAAUCUACCAGACUUGACCUCAUAUCAUGUCCUCCUGGUAGAAAGGAGUAUUGCGCAGUACCGCCAGCAUGAUGAGCACCACAAUAUCCGUAAUCAAGACGCUUAUAAUACCCGCCGUCAUCUCCCUCAUCCUCUUUCUCCUAUCCACCUACGUGUUUGUCCCAUUAUGGCGGCAUUACCAUGCGCGUUAUAGCCAAUACCUCCCUCUCGACACGAUCUCGAGCCACACAGUAUCCCUGCGCGUCAGGGUGCAAGAUGCAAUAGCCCGAUGGAUGGUCCCAUCGAGGUGGCGCAUUAAUAUGCAUGAUCGCGUGGUAGUCGGAGCCGAUGACGCAUCCGAUAUAGGUUUCAGCUCCGAAGAAGGCGAAGAAUUGGACGAAGUCGACGAUGAUCGCCGGCACGCGCUAUCGUUAGAUACCCACGAUCCCGAGCGUGCGGACAGCACAAGAAGACUAAGCAGAGAUUUAGAGGAAGGCUUCCGAGAUGAUAGCGAAGAGGAAAACGACGCGCGUCAAAGCAGGCGGUAACGACCCCCGUUGUUAGAUGAUGAUAUUAGCAAUACGGCUUUGGAAUAACUACACCAUCAUUGGGCGAAAUGAUUCGCCGCUGUUUUAAUACAUGGGAAGGCGUUGGAAAACUACUACAUUAUUAAUUGGUCAUAAUUCUGCUUGGUACCAGCUAUACUGCAACGCGCGGCGCAGGAGGAUCUUGUAAACAAGUCUAGUGAGUUUGGGGUUUCGAAUGGAUCUUCAUUCUUUAGGGCUCGGCCUAUGCAUGUCUCUAACUAUAGGUGGUUUGUUUCGAGAGCGACGUUCAGGGUUUAUUAUGUCAGAUGGGUUCAAUUAUCUGCUCGAGUCCAUAUUACUGGAUAGACAUGACGGGGUGACUUAUACGUUGGUAGACACCAUCAUGAAGCAUUUCCCAUAGAUUAUCGAGGAAUAAACUGACAGUCCUCGCAAACCCCAGACCAAGCUAACUUUGCUAACUUUACUUCUUACCCAAACAAGUGACGGGCAGUAUUUCAAUACGCAGAGAAUACUACCUCCUUUUGUGGAUACCUAGGUAGCGUUAUAGUUUGGGACGACAUAUACUAAGCCUGUCGGAUGAUUCUAUAUGUCGAACAGAUAAUGCCCG
Messenger RNA from Daldinia vernicosa, 1653 nucleotides. RefSeq lists its product as uncharacterized. Lineage: Eukaryota; Fungi; Ascomycota; Sordariomycetes; Xylariales; Hypoxylaceae. The record is from RefSeq and is a predicted model, not a curated record. Bases 588 to 1046 code for a protein of 152 amino acids. The transcript is spliced from 3 exons.